Morchella importuna is the source of this 1584-nucleotide messenger RNA. RefSeq lists its product as uncharacterized. Gene Ontology annotation, molecular function: protein binding. Bases 1 to 1584 code for a protein of 527 amino acids. The record is from RefSeq and is a predicted model, not a curated record. Gene Ontology annotation, cellular component: nucleus; cytoplasm. The transcript is spliced from 3 exons. Lineage: Eukaryota; Fungi; Ascomycota; Pezizomycetes; Pezizales; Morchellaceae.
AUGGCCUUCUUAGAGCUGCUCCCAACAGAGCUUUUAUAUCUCGUAGCCACUCGCCUGGACACCCGGUCUGUCUCCCAGCUCAUUCUAACCUCUCAACACUUCAAUGUCCUCCUCACACCCCACCUCCACAAGCUCGCCAUCCAACCGGUACACAAACACCUCACACAGCUCCAAUGGGCUGCCUGGAAAUGCUACCUCCCCCUCGUCAAGCUCGUCCUCAAGCUCACCAGCAAUGCCGGCAUCAACGAGUACUCCACAACUGACGGUGAGACUGCCCUCUCCUAUGCCAUCACCACCUACCAACGAAACACGGGACCGCUCGUCGACGUCAUCAAGGCUCUCCUCGAUCCCGGCGCCGACGUCAAGGCCAGGCUCCGAGGCGGUCUCUCCCCGCUGCAGCUAGCUGUAUCCAUAGGCCAUAAGGACGAGGAGCUCUUCAAGGUCCUCCUCGAUGCUGGCUCUGAGAUCGACGCGGAAGACGACCUCCGGGUCACCCUGCUGCAGCUAACCGCUGAACUGAACAGAACAAGGGUGCGGAUAUCUAUUCACGGGGAGGGGAGUAAUCGGUCGCUGGCGUAUACUGCGGUGAAGGAUGAUCAGCCGGAGGUGUUGAAGCUGUUUAUUGAGCGUGGGGUGCUGCUGGAUCCGCCGGGCGAGCGUGGGUACACGGCGUUUGAGUAUGCGGCGCUGGCCGGGAAGUUGGAGAUAGUGGAGAUAUUGCUAGCCGCAGGGGAGGGCAAGGAGUGGAUGGUUGGUAAGCGGGAUAAUGCGCUCUGGCUUGCUGCGAGGAAUUCGCACCUGUUUGUUACGAGGGUGCUGUUGGAGAACGGGGCGGAUUAUAUGAUGUUUAAGGGGAGGAAUGGCCGGACGGUGAUGGAGGAUGCGCUCUCGAAGCAGAAUGUCGAGGUUGUGCGGAUCUUGCUAGAAUUUAGCGCCGAUGUGAAUGGGAGGUCUAAUAACGGGAAGUCGCCGUUAAUGCUAGCGCUAGUGAUGGAUGUGCCAGGUGAACGGGAGAAGGAGAAUUCGUCUGCGAUUGCGUGCGCAGCAGAAGUAAAUGCUCCGGGGUACCAGUUCCAUAGUAAACACCGGUUUUAUCGCAGCUGGAGCGAAUGUGAUGACAUCCGAUGGUUAUUGUUGGAGAAUGGAGCGGAUGCAAAUGCGCAGGAUAGCGAUGGGCUUACCGUGCUCCAUAAGGUGCUGGCAUUGGGCGCUGCAGACAGCCAUGAUACGCUUGAGAUGCUACUGGAAAGCGGGGCGGACGUGACAAGUCCGGGCUCACGGCGCUGCAUCUUGCGGCGUGGUCGAGGAGGGAACAGCGCUGCAUAUGGCGAUGUGCAAUGGGGGGACCUGGCUGCGAUGAUGCUGUGGCAUCGAGGGGCGGACGUGAACGUGAUGGAUGUGGAGGAGCGGUCGCCCUUGAUACUUGCGGCGAUGCAUUCUGCAGCGACGGGGAUCAUCAGGUUGUUGAGUGGGGUGUGUGCUGAUAAUGAGACCAUUGAGGUGGGCGUGGGCUUGCCCCGGCUAGAUUCUGCGCGGCGGCGGUUACGGGGUGAGCAUAAUGACUGGCGCAUACAGAGCUCCUAG